UUCAUGCAAGGGAAGCCUGAGGCAGACACGGCACAGCCACCGCCGAAGUUCCGGGGAAUCUCUCCGAGAAGCUCCAAAUGUUCAAUCAAAUCUCAUGACAUGAUCGGGAAUUCUGCAAAUUGAGUCCUGCAAUCAAGAGUUACAAGGCAUGAUUUGGCAAUGAUUUGAAGCGGGCGUCUCAGACCGCCUCCUUAUUGAAUAAUGGCUACGGUGCGAAUCUGCGUCUGCGGAGAUGAGGGGACGGGCAAAUCCAGCCUCAUCACCUCCCUCGUCAAGGGCGUAUUUGUUACGAACAAGAUCCAGCCUAUCCUUCCUCAAAUAACCAUCCCACCUACAAUCGGAACCCCUGAGAAUGUUACAACAACAACGGUGGUCGACACCUCCGCCUUGCCUCAGGAACGGGGCAACUUGGCGAGGGAGAUUCGAAAGUCAAACGUGAUAUUGCUGGUAUACUCCGAUCAUUAUAGCUAUGAACGAGUCGCCCUGUUUUGGCUGCCAUAUUUCCGGUCUUUGGGAGUAAACGUUCCGGUCGUGUUGUGUGCCAACAAGUCGGACCUCGCGGCGGACCAUAGUGAGGCACAGGUCAUCGAGGAGGAAAUGCUGCCAUUGAUGUCAGAGUUUAAGGAAAUCGACUCAUGCAUCCGCACCAGUGCUCGGGAACAUCGCAAUGUCAACGAGGCCUUUUUCCUCUGCCAAAAGGCAGUCACUCAUCCGAUUGCACCGCUGUUCGACACCAAGGAGUCGUCCCUAAAGCCGGCAGCCAUUGCAGCAUUGCAGCGCAUCUUUUACCUCAGCGAUAAGGACCGGGAUGGGUAUCUCUCUGACAAGGAGAUUGAAGAUUUCCAAAUGAGAUGCUUUGAGAAGUCUCUCAGCAAGGCAGAUCUUGUCCACAUCAAAGAAACUAUUCAGAAGACGUAUCCGGACUCAGUUACAGUAUCCGGAAUCGAUUGUCUGGGAUUCAUCCAUCUAAACAAAAUGUAUGCUGAGAAGGGACGCCAUGAAACCGUUUGGAUUAUCUUGCGAGCAUUCCAGUAUACCGACAAUCUCUCGCUGCAAGAAAGCUUUCUACACCCUAAGUUCGACGUUCCCCCUUUCGCAUCUGCUGAGCUGUCGCCGGAAGGUUAUCGGUUCUUUGUAAACCUGUUCCUCCUAUCGGAUAAAGACAACGAUGGAGGCCUUAAUGAUGCCGAGUUAGCAUCGCUGUUCGCUCCAACGCCUGGUUUGCCUGCCUCGUGGGUGGACAGCUCUUUUCCAUCUUCCACGGUCCGCAACGAGGCCGGCCAUGUCACUCUUCAAGGCUGGUUGGCGCAAUGGAGCAUGACGACCUUUACAUCGCCUAAAACAACCUUAGAGUAUCUGGCCUACCUAGGAUUUGAAUCGCCUGACCGAAGCAACCUAAACACGACGGCUGCCUUGAAAGUCACCCGACCACGAAAACGGCGCCGGCGCCCUGGAAGGGUUGGUCGUAAUGUUGUCCUUGGCCAUGUUCUAGGCCCUGCAGGAUCCGGUAAGUCGGCGCUUCUCGACGCAUUCCUUUCCCGUGGGUUCAGCACUCCAUACCGUCCUACGAUCCAGCCCCGAACUGCAGUGAACACGGUCGAAUUACCGGGUGGUAAGCAAUGCUAUUUGAUACUGGAUGAGCUCGGUGAGCUUGAGCCCGCGAUUCUCGAGAACCAGGCAAAGCUACUGGAUCAAUGCGACGUGAUUGCAUACACAUACGAUUCGUCCGACCCGGAUUCUUUUGCCUACAUCCCAGCACUGCGGUCUAAAUAUCCACAUCUGGAGGAGGUUCCUAGUGUGUUUAUCGCUCUUAAGGCCGACUUGGAUCGAACCACCCAACGGGCCGAAUAUCAGCCACAUGAAUACACGGCCAUGUUGAACAUGCCCAGUCCUCCACUCCAUGUUAGUGCUACAUGGAGUUCCAUCCAGGAGGUGUUUGUUCAUAUCGCAGAAGCAGCCAUGGAGCCUAGUACUGCCUUUCCCCGAAGCGAAGAAGACGUUGAGGGCAAGUGGAUGGCGUGGGGGAUUGCGCUGGGGGCGGUGGUCUGUGCCAGCGCUGCUGCAGUGAUGAUCUGGCGAAGAGUGAGUGGCGGUGGGACCUAGAGAGGUUGAUUUGUCAUUCUAGGUACAAGAGUUAUGAUUUAUAUACCCACUGGGCUUUUCAUUCGAGCAAGGAUGUUUCGACGGUAUGCGUUUUAUCAGCAUCUAUAUAGCAGCGUCAUAUUGAAUCAAUGCCUCCUAAGGCCUUUAACUAAUUAUGAAGAGAUUUCAUGUAGCAAGCCACUUAGACAAUUUGUAUCUACUGUUCAUCCCACCUGUCAGAUGAAGUAACGGACUAGUAUUGGGAAUGCGCUUGGUCACAUAGUCUGGC
This is a messenger RNA of Aspergillus wentii DTO 134E9, 2371 nucleotides long. RefSeq names its product ERMES complex Ca(2+)-binding regulatory GTPase GEM1 (gene gem1). Gene Ontology annotation, biological process: signal transduction; mitochondrion organization. Gene Ontology annotation, molecular function: GTPase activity; GDP binding; GTP binding. Gene Ontology annotation, cellular component: mitochondrial outer membrane; plasma membrane. Lineage: Eukaryota; Fungi; Ascomycota; Eurotiomycetes; Eurotiales; Aspergillaceae. Bases 202 to 2103 code for a protein of 633 amino acids. The transcript is spliced from 2 exons. The record is from RefSeq and is a predicted model, not a curated record.